This is a messenger RNA of Sorghum bicolor (sorghum), 2104 nucleotides long. Its product is annotated as shaggy-related protein kinase kappa. The coding region runs from base 465 to 1745 and encodes 426 amino acids. Gene Ontology annotation, biological process: protein phosphorylation; signal transduction. Gene Ontology annotation, cellular component: cytoplasm. The record is from RefSeq and is a predicted model, not a curated record. Lineage: Eukaryota; Viridiplantae; Streptophyta; Magnoliopsida; Poales; Poaceae. Gene Ontology annotation, molecular function: protein serine/threonine kinase activity; ATP binding. The transcript has 13 exons.
CUCCUCAUCAGACAGUCACUCUCCCCUGCAACUUCCAUGAUCUCCCCAAUAAAUUUCUCUGGUCCUUCCAUGCCACGCCAAUUCUUUUUUACCGGAAAUGGAAAAGUUUGGAAGGACCCAACCCAAGACCAAGAGCUAGCAGCUGCCCUCCACUAGCUCACUUGCUCCCUCAUGGCCUCCCUCGCUCCCACCACCAGCUUGCUUCAGAGUCCUGACCCCUAGCCUUCUCCUCCCUCCCCCACCACCCCACGCAAGAAAGAAACCCCAGGACGAGGCCGGAGCCGCUGCAGGAACAGUCAGACCGUGAAGAGCCCGCUGUUUGAUCUGCUGCAAGAGCUCGCCGUCGAUCUCUUCCAGGCAUUGGAGUUGGCAAGUUGAUCUUCCACAAAGCGAUGAAACCACACACUGACCUUGGUGAUCUCGAUUGAGCCCUACCAGUUACCACAUUGCUGGAGCCUUGAGGUAUGGCAUAUUCUGGACAGAGGCAUGGUGGUGUUGGGAGCUCCUCGAGGCCAGGGAAUGGUUUCAAGGGGGCAGCCAACUCGGUGGAGUUUCUGGGUAGGGAGAUGCUGGGAAUGCAACUGAGGGAUGCCAAGCCCGAUACAGAUGAUGAAAGGGAGAUGGGAUCAAGUUCAGAUGUGACUGAUAGUUCUAGUAAUGAAGCUGGUCAUGUAAUAGCGACUACAAUUCGUGGGCACAACGGCCUGCCUAAACAGUCUGUCACAUACAUCGCUGAACAUGUGGUUGGAACUGGUUCUUUUGGGGUUGUAUAUCAGGCAAAAUGCCGAGAAACAGGAGAAAUUGUUGCCAUAAAAAAGGUUCUUCAAGAUAAGCGUUAUAAGAACAGAGAGCUGCAAAUCAUGCAUAUGCUUGACCAUCCUAACAUCAUCGGUCUUAAGCAUUACUUCUUUUCAACAACUGAAAGGGACGAGCUUUAUCUCAAUCUUGUUCUUGAGUUUGUUCCAGAGACAGUAAACAGGAUUGCAAGGCAGUACAACCGAAUGAAUCAGCGGAUGCCCCUCAUUUUUGUCAAACUGUACACGUACCAGAUAUGUCGAGCGCUUGCUUAUAUACAUAACUGCAUUGGCAUAUGCCACCGUGAUAUCAAACCGCAGAAUGUUCUUGUUAACCCACAUACACACCAACUCAAAAUUUGCGAUUUUGGAAGUGCUAAAGUAUUGGUCAGAGGAGAGCCAAACAUCUCCUACAUAUGCUCAAGGUAUUACCGAGCACCAGAGCUCAUAUUUGGGGCAACGGAAUAUACUACUGCUAUUGAUUUGUGGUCAGCAGGCUGUGUCAUGGCAGAGCUGCUUCUAGGACAGCCUCUGUUUCCUGGAGAAAGUGGAGUCGACCAACUAGUUGAGAUCAUCAAGGUUUUGGGUACUCCAACAAGGGAAGAGAUCAAGUGCAUGAACCCAAACUACACGGAGUUCAAGUUCCCACAAAUUAAAGCUCAUCCGUGGCACAAGGUUUUUCAAAGAAGGCUUCCGCCUGAAGCAGUGGAUCUUGUUAGCAGGUUUCUACAGUACUCACCAAAUCUACGGUGCACUGCUUUGGAAGCCUGUAUGCACCCUUUCUUUGAUGAGCUGAGAGACCCAAACACUCGUCUACCGAAUGGUCGGCCUCUGCCGCCUCUCUUCAACUUCAGAUCUCAAGAGCUGAAAGGUGUUCCCCUAGAAGUCGUCGAACGCCUUGUCCCAGAGCACUCAAGAAGGCAGAGUUUGUUCAUGGCGCUACGGACCUAGUUUUCGCCGGUCUUUUUGCCCCCUUUCCCCCCUGCUGUUUGCCACCCUCAGGGAAGCUUGUAAAGCUGUAGCUUCUCCUUUCCUUCGUCCUCCCCUUUCUUUCUUCAGAGCUUUGUGUGGAUGAGAUCCUUGAGAUACACUGCUAGAGCUGUGCUCCAAGUGUGCUAUGUAGAUUGCUGCCUUUGAGUUUGAGGUUGGAGAGUUCGGUUGCAGUGUUGUGAGAGGCUUGUGAAGGGUGUUUUUUUUCUUUUUGUCUAAUUUUCCGUGCUUCUCUGGCUUGGAUUGUUCCUUAAAUUGUUUUGAACUGGCUUCAAGAUUUGGGUAUGUGAAGGCUGUGUGUAGUCAAAGUAGUUGGAUCA